Trichomycterus rosablanca is the source of this 794-nucleotide messenger RNA. RefSeq names its product cilia and flagella associated protein 299 (gene cfap299). Bases 18 to 707 code for a protein of 229 amino acids. The record is from RefSeq and is a predicted model, not a curated record. The transcript is spliced from 6 exons. NCBI's taxonomy places the organism in Eukaryota, Metazoa, Chordata, Actinopteri, Siluriformes, Trichomycteridae.
GCCCGAUUGUAAACAACAUGGAAGGAGCAGAAACAGCGGUGGAUCCUGUAACUGCGUUUCAAACCUAUGAAGACUUCUUAGAUUCUCAGAUCACACAAACAGAUCUCUAUUACCUCGAGGAUGAGGAGCUGGCCCGCCAGCUGGUGGAGCUGGGCUACAGGGGCAGCGGGCAGGUCCUGACCAGGGAGGAAUUCGAGAGCAGGAGGGCAGCAGCCGAGGCCUCGGCACUCUCCAGGAGGAGCCAGAAAAAGACCCUGGCAAGUGCAGGAAAAGACCUCAAAGACGACUUCCUGAGAGCGCUGGCCGGCCGCGAGGAGGACAACCGCAGCGGGAAAAUGAACUCCAUCAUUUUCAUAAGGGACCACAAUUCUCUUGGACAGGAAAUAUCUGGGUAUAUAGACUACUCCCACAGACUCGGUUCUGAGGACUUUGAACCGUAUUUCAGCGGAAAGAAAAGGCUUCUGCCAAGGCCGACGGACUUAAGCUUCUACAACUGGAGGACGCAAGUGUCAGCCUCGAACGACAGUGCAAACUACCAGGUCAUUGCUGAGAACACAACUGGUUUACUCUUUAAGAACAAAAGAGAUCAGAAAAUCAUUAACGUUGACCCAACGGCGUCACCAGGCGACAACUCCUCCAGAAGUGCCCCUCAGUCGGAUCUCUACGUCCAUGUCGUUAUCUUCGACCACAAAACCAGGAAAGCCUAAACCACUGCUCGAGCCCCCACACUGCAAUUAAAGCCUAAGAGGCGGCCUCUAAUUUUACACUAAUAAAAAAAAAAAAGCUUUAGAACA